This is a messenger RNA of Anopheles arabiensis, 2487 nucleotides long. Its product is annotated as nucleolar protein 4-like. NCBI's taxonomy places the organism in Eukaryota, Metazoa, Arthropoda, Insecta, Diptera, Culicidae. The record is from RefSeq and is a predicted model, not a curated record. The transcript is spliced from 9 exons. Bases 549 to 1925 code for a protein of 458 amino acids.
ACCGACCCAACCAGCACGGCCAGCCAGUCAACGCCAACUCCUCGACGGAACGUGACGCAUAUUGAGACGUGCUGUGCUGUCGAAAGCCUCUGUUUCUCUGUGUGUGGAAGCCGGUUUUCCCAUUUGCACCAAAAAGCAGUUUGAUAUUUCCAGUGAAAAAAAAGCACACAAAAAAUAUUCUUUUCUCAUUAAAAGUUUGUGAGAAAGUGUUUUAAAAAGUGUAGUUUCUAUUUAAAAACACAAAAAAAAGAUAAAUUGUGUUUUUUCGAUAUAAAACGCACUAGUACUGGAAAAACCCGAUAUUAAAAUAGCAACAUCACACUGAAUUAAAAGUGAUCAGUGGUACUGUAUUUGAGUCGCGUUUGUUCGUGUGUGUGGUUCUGUGAGUGAUUAAAACAAAAAGUUUCCAAAACACAUCCUGGUGACAGCUCCUGGUGACCGUUAGCCAGUCGUCUCAUCAAAUCGUCGUUGCAGAGUUAAUCGUGCCAAAGCGAAAGCAACCACAAUCUUCACAGUGUGAUCACCCGGCACCUCAAGUGUGUUGACCAAUGACGAAAAGAAAAGCCGCAGCAAUGUUGCACAACAACAAUAACAACAAGGAUUCCAUAUCCAUGCCGUUCAACAGUGAGACGACGGAAAACAAUGGAAGCACGGCCAACACGCCCAGUGAGGAUGCGUAUGCCGGUUUAAUCAAAGAUGCGGACAAGUUCAAGCUGAUGCUACUGGCGUGGAACUACCAGAACUCGGCGGCAGGUAAAUCACAAAACGGAGGCGAAGGACCGGACCUGGCGACGAUGACGAACCUGUGGCAGCAGUACCAGAACGCGCUGGCGAUGACGGGCAAGACGAGCUUCAACCAACUGCCGGUAAGUGAGCGUCAAUCGUCCCCAAUCGAACAGCAGCAGGACGAGACGAACUCGUCCGAGCAGAAGGACGAGGACGAUCUGUCCGAGGACGACUCGGAGGAUCGGCUCGAGGCGACGGUGAACGAUCCGGAGCGGCUGAAAGCGUUCAACAUGUUCGUGCGGCUGUUCGUGGACGAAAACCUCGACCGUAUCAUACCGAUCUCGAAGCAGCCGAAGGAAAAGAUACAAGCGAUUAUCGACUCCUGCACGCGCCAGUUCCCGGAGUUUGCCGAGCGGGCCCGGAAGCGCAUCCGCACCUACCUGAAGUCGUGCCGGCGGAACAAGAAGACGCGCGAGGGCUGGGAGAACACGUCCCGCCCCACGCCGGCCCACCUCACGUCGGUGCAGGCGGAACAGAUACUGGCCGUGGCGUGCGAGAACGAGAGUCUCAAUGCGAAGCGCAUGCGCAUCGGGCUGGAGCCGAUCAGCCAGACGGUCAGUCAACCGGCGGCGGUAAGUUUUAUGACGUCGGCCGAAUCCCCGACGGCAGUGCCGACCAUGUACCAGACCCUAGCGAACCGCGAACAGGAAUCGACCUCCGUGUCCACGAUCAAAAGUGAACCGAUGACGAGCGUGCCGAAGAUAUCGCCCGUUCCCAGCACACCGACCCCGGACAUGAACCAGAUGAAGCUCAACAUACCCAGUGCGAGUGCCAGCUCGACGCCCACCAUCCCGACGACCGUACCGACCAUCUCGAACUUUCACGACUACAACACCGGCUUCUCGAACCGCUCCCAGCACUACCAGAACUUUAUGAACUCGGUCAACAACAGCAGUAGCACGAGCAGCGGUGCCACGACCAACACGACCAUGUCCGCUGCCGGCACCGGUGAGUUGUGGAGUCAGCUGAGCGACUCCGCCCCUACCGAUCUGUCGAUGAAGCGACCGAUACUGGCCCACAAGCUAAACAGUGCCGAGAUUACCGCGGUGAAGCAGCUCGUCACCGGCUACCGGGAGUCGGCCGCCUUCCUAAUGCGCAGUGCCGACGAGCUGGAAAACCUGCUGCUCCAGCAACAGUAAAUGCGGCGAGAGGAGGGGAAGAAAGAGGGGAAGAAAAAAACGUUGAUAUGUAUGUGUGUGUGUCUGUGUGUAUGUUACGGUGUGUUCCAGCACAAAUUGUAAAAAAACGAACAAAUUAAACGCAGAGCCUAGCGUGUAGGCACGCUAGAACGGAAACUUUUUAAGGAAUUUCAGGAAAAUAAAUGUGAACCAACAAAAAAAAAGGAAAAACAAAACGGAUUAACCAGUAAGGAGCAUUACAAAACAAAAGAAGGGAAAGUAGAAAACAGUGAACUACACAGAGAAACACAGGGUGAUAGAGAGGAAAAAGAGGAAAACAAAAGAUAGAGAGAAGGCAAGAAAAAGAUGAAAAUGAUGCAAGGAAGAAAUGGAGGUUUGAAAUUACAAACGAAAAGUGCAAAGUAGCAGAAAGACUAGCAGAACAGAACAAGACAGAGAAAGAGAUAGAGAGAGAAGCAACAAAGAGAGGAGAAAACAAAAAGAGACAAGAAAAAGAGAGGAACAAAUGUGUAUAAAUGUAAUGAACAACAAGGUAUAGCGCCACUACAAGUGCUACCAGUUA